CAGCAGCAGUUCUGCAGGUUCAAUUGGCUUCUGCUCUUUGGUCAAAUAAACCCCUGCAGCUCUAGUUCUAGCAACCAUCCCCUUCUUUUGGUUAACCAGGGAGGAGAAGGAUGGCCUAUGCUGAGGAAGACAGAAAUAGCUACGAGAUGUGUAAGGAAACAGCAGAUUGGUUGCGUACCCACACUGCCCAGUGCCCAAAGACUGCCAUCAUCUGUGGAUCUGGACUGGGAGGCCUGGCUGAUGUGUUGGAUAACAAGACAGUCUUUCUGUAUGAGGACAUCCCUCACUUCCCACGGAGCACAGUUGCAGGGCAUCUUGGCAGAUUGGUAUUUGGGGAGCUGAAUGGACAGCCCUGUGUGUGUAUGCAGGGACGUUUCCACUAUUAUGAAGGGUACUCUGUCAGCAUGGUGACUUUUCCCAUCAGGGUCUUGUUUCUCCUUGGGGUGGAGAUCUUGAUUGUCACAAAUGCUGCUGGGGGACUGAAUCCCAGCUUCCAAGUGGGGGAUAUCAUGUUCAUUAGAGAUCACAUCAGCAUGUUUGGCUUGGGAGGGCAGAAUCCACUUCGUGGGCCAAACGAUGAGAGGUUUGGAGUGAGAUUUCCCUGCAUGUCAGGUGCUUAUGAACAUGACCUGCUUGUCAUGGCAAUGGAGAGUGCUCAGGAGCUGGGCUUUGUGAGCUUCACCCAAGAAGGAGUGUACUGCCAGCUGGCUGGUCCCUCCUAUGAAACCAUUGCUGAGUGCCGUGUGCUGCAGGCACUGGGAGCAGAUGCUGUAGGCAUGAGCACCAUCCCAGAAGUAAUUGUAGCCAGGCACUGUGGCCUCCGCAUUCUUGGGAUCUCCCUCAUCACAAACAAAGUGGUGAUGAGCUACAACAGUCAAGAGAAAGCCAACCAUGAGGAAGUGCUGCGCAUCUCAAUGGUCCGGGCUGAAGUCUUGCAGAAACUGGUCACACGCCUCCUUGGCAAACUGGGGGAAAGCACAAACCCUUUGUGACCUCCACCUUUUUGUCAUUUGUAUUCUAAUGUGUGAACACUAGCACAUGGUGUUGGUGAGACUAUUGUUUGAUAUUGAAUAGACCUGUUGAUCCUUGUACCUGUGCUUUAGCUGUUCAGGUGCAGAGGCUUGCUUUGCAUUUUGCCAGAUUGAUCCCUUUGUUAGUAGCCAGUGAUCAAAAUGGCUUUCUGGGACACAAAGUUGGACCUCUGGCAGAUUCCCAAGCCCACAUCAGCAAUGAGCCCCUUGGUGCUGUGAGUUCAAGCUCCCGUAUCAUUCUGUUGCAGAGCUGUUUGGUGUUUCUAGCCCAUGGGACUGCCUCUCUCAGCACAGCAUCCUCCUUGCUCCACCUAUGUCAUGGGCUGGAUUGAGAGCUGGUCACAAGGCUUGGUGCGUGCUGGGCAUGCUUUAGUAGGGCCUGAUCUGAAGCCAGUGGAAGACCACAUAAAGACUGAGUAUUGGAUGAGGACCUGGAUACAAGCUAUGCUGCAAAGCAGGUGAAGGAUGCUGCAGAAGGGAUUCUUCUGUCGGUGACCGCAGCAACAGGACAAGGGGUAAUAUAUUUACACUUAAACAGGGUAAGUUCAAGUUAGAUAUAAGGAAAAAGUUAUUUACUGUAAAGAUGGUUAGGCCCUGGCUCUGGUUGCCCAAAGAAGUGGUGAAUGCCUCACCCCUGGCAGUGUUCAAGGCCAGGCUGGACAGACCCUUAAGGUGACAUGGUCUAGUGUGAGGCAUCCCUGCCCAUGGCAGGAAAUUGGAACUAGGUGAUCUCAAGGUCCUUUCCAGACCAAACCAUCCUAUGAUUCUAUAAUUGCAGAUGAUUUUCCAGCUUGGGAAAACACUGCAUCGCCAUGUGUGGGUUGGUGUUCCCUUUCCAUCCCAGAAGGCCUCCCCCAAAAGCCCUCUCUUUACCCUCUUCUUGGCUCUUCAUGACUGGCCAUCAGAGCCUGCUGCCAGCAUCACCUCACACCUCUCUGCUCCAGUUUGGGCCUUGUUACCCCUUUUUAAAUGGGGUGAAAGCAGCAUGACUUAUCCAUGCACCAUGUAAAAUUGGCCAAGCUGGAAACAGGAUCCAGGUCCAGCUUGGCCUGGCUUUGUUCCUUCUGUUUCUGAAUGCCUUGGAGAUCAGCAGCUUGAGCCACUUGCACUGGAUACCAGUUACCUUUUGGUGUCUCAAAGCAGAGAUCAGUUUGAUCCAGUGUUCCACCCCAGCUUUGCCCUGCUGCAGUCCCUGAAGCACCAGGUUUGUGUUGGAGCACCAAUUGUUUGUGGGGUUUAGUGAUGUGAGAUUGCAGUGGGAAUUAUUUUGGAACAGGUAUGGUACCUUUCUGAUCAUCCCAGUCCACUUACUUGGAGAAAUUGAGCCUAGCAGUGAGUAAAUGACAAACAGGAGAGGCCACCAUUAUCUUUUUUACCAGCGUGGUGAUGGUCUAUCAAGGAAAGGUGAAUAGCACCAGGACAGUGUGUUAGUCAUUGUUGUAGCUUUGGAUACAGCUGGAUGUAAAACAGUGACUGUAAUUAUUAGGUAACAUUUUUCUCUUCAUUUGUCUUGGAGCUCUCUGUAAAGCCCAUCACUGUCAUAGCUAAAUGUUUUCAGCUGACACAGUGAUCCAAACUGAAGACACCUAACUGGUCAUGGAGAGCUCCAGUUUGCCUUCCUAAAUUUAGCUGAUCAGUUGUUUACCACCGAUACUUUGCUCUCCAUCACAGCCUUCAGCCUUCUGUGACAUUACUUUAGGGCACUGUGGCCUGGUGAGUUUUUAUUCCAGAUGCAUAUUUGCUUGAAGCCUUUAUGCUGCAAUUAGUAGUGUGGGCUGUUGUAUUAACAAUGCAGAUAUUGCCUCCAGGAGGAAUAGAGUUGUGCCAUGCCUGUUUUUCAUUAAAUGAUAGCACUUCAGGUACAGGAGAAACCUUGGGCUGGCCACUCUAUUCCCUGAGCACAGGGCUACCUGUGCUCAGACCCAACAAGAAUCUGCCCAGACUGGUCUUGAGGACUUGUGAAGGGGAAAUAUUCCUUGCCUGUCCUCUACUCACUAGCCAAGUAACUUGACUCAGCAGCUCCUGGCAUUUGGAGGAACCCUCUGAGACAGCAGCUCUUCCUAUUCGGUGGGUUUGACUGUCGAGACAGUCUCAGGGACCAGACCUUUGGUGGUAGUACGUGGAGGAAAAGAAAGUCCACCUCUUUUUUCCAUAAAGUUUUUCAGAUCUAGCAGCACUGAAAUGCUCCUCAAUAGUGGUUGUGAAAGCAGUGAAAUACGAAAAGUGGCAGAUGUGCAGAGCAAAAAGGAUCCAGUUCUACCUGCUCCCUUUUCAGACUUGUUUCCAGUAUGGACUUGUUACAGAAUAGAGAGAGAGCAAGUAAUUUCCCGUUCCUAGAAAAUGGUGCUUCAUAUUAAUUUAAUACGUGGUAAAUGCAGAGUCUCUGAAGGCUGAGUGGAAGGCAGCUGUGCAGCUAGAGAGCAGGCUGGGAUUUGAGCAGCCUCCAUUCAUUAUCCAGUCAGGCUGGACUGCAGUGUGAAGGGAAGCAUCCAAAACAUCCACUGUUGCACUGAUGAGGAGCUCAGCACCUGCUUUUGGUCUGCUGGGUCUGCUCCAGCUGUGCCAGAGGCAGUGUGGAACCCAUACCAUGCACUUGUACACAAAUACAACUUAAAUACAGCUGAAAACUUGACCUGAACAUUGCCCUGUGAUGAAAUCUUUGGAAAAUUGUGUCUGCUUUAGAAGAACUAUUUUGUAAAUAGCAUUUCAACUCUUAAACACUUGAGGGCUCUUUCUGCUGUGCAAGGGCAACUUGUACAGUUCAAACUCUGCAUGAACAUCCCGAUUUUAUCCCUGUAAAUGAAAUGGAAGAUACCCUGGGUACUUUGGAAGGGGUCUUGCCAUGGUUUAGGGGGAGAAAGGGAUCAUCUGGCUUUGGAGAUACUCUUAAUCCAACCACAGAAUCAACCAGGUUGGAAAAGACCUUUAAGAUCAAGUCCAACAAUUCCCCAGCACUGCCAGGACCCCACUAAGCCAUGUCACAAGAGGCAUCAUCUGCAUGGUUUGUAAGCACUUCCAGGGAUGGUGACUCUACCACUGCCUUGUGCAGCCUAUUCCAAUGCCUGAGCACCCUUGCAGGAGAAUUUUUUCUUUGUCUCCAGUCUAAACCUCCCCUGGUGCAGCUUGGGGCUGUUUCCUCUUGUCCUAUCCCUUGUUACGUGGGAGAAGAGACGGACCUCCAUCUCAUAACAACCUCCUUUCAGGCAGCUGUAGAGAGCAAUAAGGUCCCCUCUGAGCCUUCCCCAGACUAUAUCCCCCCAGGUCCCUCACCCAUGUGUUUUUAAGUAAAAAUCUGUUGUUAUCUGAGAAACAGCCCUGCAAUCUCCCUAAAAGAUGUUACUGUGAGAUCCAUCCUGUUUCCUUUGCUAGGCUUGGUUUCCCAGGCUUUAUUUUUUCACAUUUGCACUCUUUUCUACAUAAAGGCAAACCAGAAAGAUAACACAAUUUUUAAAAGCUUUCUCAGCUCAGCAACUGAACAUAUGCUAAGCUUCAAGUAACCAAAAUUUCCUUAGAGGUUUCUCUUUACUGAAAACCUACAGUUGAACCAAGGGGUUUCUGCUAUGGUGGUGAGAUAUUUUGGGUUUGGGGUUAUUUUUUGUUCUUUUCAAAAGCUUAAGAUUUUCACUGCUGGUAUUUCAUAUGCUGGAAAAAAUUAAGCUCUUCCCUGCCACGCUGAAUAGGCAGAGCAAGGGGGAGCAAUGCAGGGCACAGCAGUGAGAUGGUCUCGGUUGUUGCUGAAUUAAAGCCUGA
Messenger RNA from Melopsittacus undulatus (budgerigar), 4781 nucleotides. RefSeq names its product purine nucleoside phosphorylase. Gene Ontology annotation, cellular component: cytoplasm. Bases 111 to 992 code for a protein of 293 amino acids. NCBI's taxonomy places the organism in Eukaryota, Metazoa, Chordata, Aves, Psittaciformes, Psittaculidae. The record is from RefSeq and is a predicted model, not a curated record. Gene Ontology annotation, molecular function: purine-nucleoside phosphorylase activity. Gene Ontology annotation, biological process: nucleoside metabolic process. The transcript is spliced from 6 exons.